GUUAUUGGCGGACUUCAGAGACAUUACAUUUAUUGAAUUUUGUGUAAGAGCUGGGUGUUCUGGUGACAGAGCCUCGCUGCAUUACACCGGACCUACGUUACCAACGUUCGCGAGGUAACGUUAGCAUCGUAGCGCCAGGCUCCGGUGCUAACCGGUUAGCCUUGGGUUCGCUCCCGGUGCUAAGCUGCAGCUUGCUUUGGGUGACGCUUUGCGUACUGCUGCAUCGGCAGAUAAGACAACCGCCCGGGAGCUUUGAUAUUUUUGGCUUGCGUGGAAGUAAAUUAUUUGUGAAUAUUAAUACUGCAUAUCUAUGGACACUGAUAACAUGGCAUUUACUUCGUAGACAUGCUAAGAGGAAGGAGAACAAGGGGAUUUAAACCACUUCAGGACGCUGAACAGCACAUCAGACGAAAGGAGGACAAGGACGUUCUAACAUGGAGAUUUAUUAAUGAGACUAAAGGUCGGGGUGUGUUUGCCAAAGGGCAAAUCGAAAAGGGUUCGUUUAUUGUGGAAUACAGAGGGACCCUGACGAGGAAAAACCAUUCAAAUGAAUACAUUUACACCUUCAAACAUCAAGGAAGUUAUUAUUGCAUUGAUGCUUGCAUUGAGGAUGGCUCCCUUGGCAGACUAGUCAACGAUGACCCAAAUCCAAAUGCCAAAAUGAAAAAAAUUGAUGUGGAUGGCGUUCCACACCUCUGUUUGUUUGCAAUAAUGGCCAUCAAAGCAGGCGAAGAAAUCACUUACGACUAUGGAGGGCAUAAUUUGCCAUGGCGUGGACAUGAACAUGAAAAGCCAGUGACCCUCGUGGUUCGAGCUCCUGACCCCGCCCAGAUCAUCGCUGCAUGUGAUCUUCCUGUAGAGACACUCACAGCUACAGUCAAUGCUCUUGAAGAGCUUCCUUCUCCCACUGACCACCCAGAAGAGGGGACUAUUGUUGAUGGUAAUUUGCCUGCCAAGAGGCCAAGAGAACGCAAGACACACAAGUUUGUGCAAGAAGAGAUCUCCUCAUUGGAAAAGUGCUCAGUUUGCUAUGGGCCUUUUGUGCCCCUUAAGUGGACGGGUCUAAGAUGUAGAGAAUGAAUCUGAAUCCAGUGAAGAGGAAUGUUCGGGUGAUGAUUGUGAUCCAGAAUAUGUUCCUGACUCUGAAAUGGAUACAGGAGAUGAUGAACCACCAAUUAGCCUUGCAAGUUCUAAGUUGCCGGUUGCUGAAGAGUCUCAAUUGGAUACCUCGUUGGAGUUAGAUGUUGGAGCCAACACUCAUGUUGAAGAAUCACCUGACAAAACUUCAAACGACAUACAAUGUACCACUUUAAGAAAAGGGCAAAACCUCUGCUUUGUUUGCAAAAAGGCUCAUCACAAGAUAGCUCGGCGUUUCAAAAUCCAUGUCAAGGAGAAUGCUGACAUAGCAAAGGCUGUUAGUCUCCCUGUUGGCUCUGUAAGUAGGAAGCAGUUACUAGAGAAUCUCCAGAACAGAGGAAACUUCAUGCAUAACAUUAACGUCCUGAACAGUGGAAGUGGUUCUCUUAAAGUGAAACGUAAAGCUCGGAAUGAACAUAAAAAAUAUGAAUACUGUAUACAUUGCAAAGGAAUGUUUGUGAGAACAGAGCUAUGGCGACACAUGAGAAGGUGCUCCUCUAAGCCAGAAGACCGGGAAGUGGAAGGGAGAAAAAGAGUGCUUUGCGUGGCAACAUUCAUCAAGUCGGUGUCUUCAGGAACUGUUGGGAAUGGGUUGUUGAAGAUGUUAAGUCGUAUGCAUGAUGAUGAUAUUGCAAGUGUAAUUCGCAAUGACUUUUGCCUUCUUCGCUUUGCGGAGUCCCUUUACAGCAAACAUGGACAUGACCCUUCAAAACAUGACUACAUCCGCCAGAAAAUUUGUCAGCUUGGAAGAUUCCUACAGACAAUGCGCAACAAUUGUCCAGCCUUAACCUUAGAAGAAGCUCUAAAACCAGAAAACUUCUUGAAUGUCAUAGAGGCAGUAAAAGAGACCGCAGGAUUCAGCAUGGAUGAAAACAGUUAUAGAACUCUUGCCCUGAAAAUUGGACAUUCACUCAAAUGUCACAGAGGAUGAGGAUGAGAGUGAGGAUGAGGAAACUAUUGCGGCUGGUGAAUCAUCAUGCAGCGAUGUUCCUGAUGAAAUAAAUGUGGUAAGCAGGCGUCACAUGGUGAGACGAAAGUGGACAAAAACUGAAGUAAGCGCAGUGAUGAGACACUUCAGUGGUCACAUUAGCAAAGGCAACUUGGCGUCCAAGAAAGAAUGUGAGGUCUGUAAAAAAGCACAACAUCCAGCACUGAAGAAAAGAACAAUCCAGAAUAUCAGGGACUGGGUCAGAAACAAGGGCCUCACGUUUAAAAGGCAUUAAAGGGGAUCAUGUUUUUUGUUUCUGUUGUUUGUAAGUUGGUUGUUGGUUGUACAGAAUUUUUUCAAAUGUGAAUUAGUGCUGGUGUUUCUUACUAUAAGUUUAUAUCAAGGUAUUUGUUCAUAAUUUCAAACAUUUUUACGCAGGCAACAAUGCAUGAGUGAUCCAGCGAGAGUGUGUGUGUGUGCAUGCAUGCUCACAUUGAGCUAAGAGAGGGAGCAGAGAGUGUGUGUGCUUGCAUUAGGCAAGUGGUCGAGUGAGCGAGCGAUAACUGUGCGUGCUCGCAUUGAGAGAGAGAGAAGAGUGUGUGCAUGCUCGCAUUGAGUGAGAGAGGACUGUGUGGGUGUGCUCGCAGUGAGUGAGUGAGAGAAAGGAGUGUGCAUGCUCGCAGUGAGUGAGUUUGAGAGGACUGUGUGGUUGUGCGUUCUUGCAUUGAGUGAGAGAGAGAGGAGUGUGUGUGCAUUCUCGCAUUGAGUGAGAGAGAGAAGAGUGUGUGGGUGUGCAUGCUCGCAUUGAUUGAGUGUGAGAGAGAGAGGAGUGGGUGUGCAUGCUCACAUUGAGUGAGUGUGAGAGAGAGAGGAGUGGGUGUGCAUGCUCACAUUGAGUGAGAGAGUGAGAGAGAGGAGGUGGGUGUGCAUGCUCACAUUGAGUGAGUGAGAGAGAGAGAGAGUGUGCGUGCUUGCAUUGAGUGAGAGAGUGAGAGAGGAGUGUGCGUGCUUGCAUUGAGUGAGAGAGGAGUGUCUGUGGGUGUGCGUGCUCGCAUUGAGUGAGUGAGAGAGAGAGAGUGCGUGCUCGCAUUGAGAGAGAGGAGUGUGGGUGUGCGUGCUCGCAUUGAGUGAGUGUGAGAGAGAGAGGAGUGGGUGUGCAUGCUCACAUUGAGUGAGUGAGAGAGAGAGAGAGUGUGCGUGCUCGCAUUGAGAGAGAGGAGUGUGGGUGUGCGUUCUCACAUUAGUGAGAGAGGAGUGUGUGCGUGCUCGCAUUGCACAAGUGGUCGAGUGAGAAAGAGAGCAGUGUACUAGUUUUUGAUAUAAUCAGUUAAACUGUCCAGCACUUUGUCACUUGCACAGAAGUUGCUCAGAUUAUGCAAAUUUGAAUGUUAUGUCAGUUGCAUGAAUUGAUAAAUAAUUAUCAAUAAACAUUUUCAUGUUUUUCA
This is a messenger RNA of Solea solea (common sole), 3510 nucleotides long. RefSeq names its product N-lysine methyltransferase KMT5A-A-like. The record is from RefSeq and is a predicted model, not a curated record. The transcript has 10 exons. Lineage: Eukaryota; Metazoa; Chordata; Actinopteri; Pleuronectiformes; Soleidae. Gene Ontology annotation, molecular function: protein binding. Bases 1148 to 2068 code for a protein of 306 amino acids.